UAUGGUGAGUAUGGCCGAGCGAGAAAGGUGAUGCCCGGGAAGGUUUUGGAUGUAGCGACCGGAGGAGAACUUGUACUGUAACUGUGUUUAUCAGUGUGUAAAUAAAAAAUCACGAAGCAAGAAUACAGUGGGCAUUUAUUUGCAAGGAGGAAAUGGAAGGGGAUCAACCCCCGAAGUCACGAACAGCGCAUCCACAUCGUGUCAAAAUGGGAAAGCUCACACUAACUGCAGGUCUCUGUUUGAUCUUCGCCAGCUUGGGUGUACCUGGCCAUGCGAGACAUCUCGGAGGUUACAAAGUAGGAUAUGGAAACCCCUGUUAUGGAAGACAAGAUGGGAAAUACCCAAACCCCAAUGAUCCACAUUCGUUUUACAACUGUGUUUGGGGACACACCUACGUCCAAAAAUGCCCCAAAAAUUUGGUGUAUAAGCAUUCUAUAACUACUUGUUACUAUCCCGGAUCAUCUGAAACCAGCAGUACUUCUGAUGAAACUACCACUAGUCCUCCCACAGCAGCUCCCAUGACCACCACCAGUCCUCACACCGCAGCUCCCAUGACCACCACCAGUCCUCCCACCGCAGCUCCCAUGACCACCACCAGUCCUCCCACCGCAGCUCCCAUGACCACCACCAAUCCUCCCACCGCAGCUCCCAUGACCACCACCAGCCCUCCCACCGCAGCUCCCAUGAACACCACCAGUCCUCCCACCACAUCCUCCCACGACCACCACCAGUCCUCCCACGACCACCACUAG
Molecule: messenger RNA, 752 nt
Organism: Pungitius pungitius (ninespine stickleback)
Lineage: Eukaryota; Metazoa; Chordata; Actinopteri; Perciformes; Gasterosteidae
Product: peritrophin-55-like
Exons: 5
Coding region: 153-752 (199 amino acids)
Cellular component (GO): extracellular region
Molecular function (GO): chitin binding
Source: RefSeq, a predicted model, not a curated record